UCAAUGCACACCAGAAACGGUGUCAGGCAUUGCUCUCAGUAGGUAAACCCGAUGAAGCUCUUGGAGCACACCAAUACAUGAUGGAUGCCAUCGACGAAUCUGCAAAGGCAAGCUGCCUCGAUUGGUCCAACGAAUUCAAGGAACAAUGUAACACGCUCGCUGCGCACGAUGGCCGUAUUCUUGGCGUGGAGAUCCCCGGGCAAGGUCAGGAUGGCUAUGAUACAGAACCUAAUUUCUUCUACGGAAUGCAUCAGCAUUCUCAAAUUUCCCGGUCACGACCUCAACAGCGCCCUGGGCGCCUCAAAAGACUCAUGCUCGCUAUGACGAGAACCCCUCGUUCAGCUCCUCCACCUGUACCACCCACCACCCCGUCGCCAGUCGUCGCCGCUACCACCUUCAAAACUUACCUACGACACCUAUUCACCUGGCCGCUCCAUCAUGCAGCGCCCCCUGUUGUCGGUGUUCCUUUUGCGCAAGGUCGACAGGUGCGCCCGGUUGAUUUUUAUAAUUGUGUCUUGUGUGUCUGAUAUGUAAACAUACAGCGUAAUGCUGCAGCAGGUGCUCCUGGGAGUAGCCACUCCUUGAUACGUGAUGAAGACUAUCAUGGACCUCCUUCUCCGGACCCUAAUUUACAACAGCAACAGCAACCACUGGCAGUUCAGGUAGACCCCGGAGAAAAUGGAGGCGGCUGGUCGCGUUGCUGCUGCUAGAGGAAUUAGUGAAUGUCCGGGGAAUUCAGUUCUAUUGUCGCUCGUCAUGUGCACUGGAAGCAGUACUUAUUUAUUGAUAAGUAAUGACUACAUCCUUAUUUCGUGUUAUCAUCCAUAGCUAUUUAUAAUCCAUAUCAUGUCCAG
Messenger RNA from Suillus subalutaceus, 854 nucleotides. RefSeq lists its product as uncharacterized. Bases 78 to 527 code for a protein of 149 amino acids. NCBI's taxonomy places the organism in Eukaryota, Fungi, Basidiomycota, Agaricomycetes, Boletales, Suillaceae. The transcript is spliced from 4 exons. The record is from RefSeq and is a predicted model, not a curated record.